Molecule: messenger RNA, 879 nt
Organism: Microthlaspi erraticum
Lineage: Eukaryota; Viridiplantae; Streptophyta; Magnoliopsida; Brassicales; Brassicaceae
Source: the annotation of a GenBank genome assembly
AUGGACGGGAUUCUUACAGCAGUUCCAUCCGUAAUGUGUGGUGUCUCUCUGCGCAGUUCUUGUCGGAACAGGGUUAAUGCUGAAUCCAGACACCAUUUCGCAGGCAAUUCCCCGAAUCCAGUAGUUUCUCUACUUCAAACUCGGAACUGCGUUUCUUCUCUCUCGAUUCAACCUUCUCGAAAAGGCAAUUCGUUGCGUAGAAAGCGACUUUGUUGUGGAAUCGUAAAAUCCGCCGCUUCAACAGUUGGGAAUGCAGAGGAGUACGUGGAAGAAGCAGCUACAAGCGUCAAGUUUCAGAGAUCAGUGACAUUACCGGGUUGCUCAAAACCACUCUCAUUGCUUGGCACUGGGUUUAGGGAGAAAAAGUUUGCUAUCAUUGGUGUCAAAGUCUAUGCUGCUGGUUUAUACGCGAAUGAAACUAUCCUGAGCGGGUUAAGCGCGUGGAAAGGGAGAUCUGCUGAUGAAAUCCAAAUAGAUUCAUCACUGUUUAGUUCCAUUUUUCAAGCUGAAGCAGAGAAAUCGCUGCAGAUUGUUCUUGUGAGAGAUGUUGAUGGGAAAACCUUUUGGGAUGCAUUGGACGAAGCCAUAUCACCGAGAAUCAAAUCUCAGUCUUCUGAUGAUAAAACCGCUCUCGCCACAUUCCGUGGGAUCUUCCAAAACAGAGCUCUCAACAAAGGAAGUGUCAUACUCUUGACUUGGAUCAAUCCUUCUAAAAUGCUUGUUUCUGUUUCAUCAGGAGGAUUGCCAACGGAUGUGGAUGCUGCGAUCGAGUCUGGUAACGUUACAUCUGCUCUGUUUGAUGUGUUCUUUGGGGAGAAUCCAGUUUCUCCUACUUUGAAAUCCUCAGUGGCUAACCAAUUAGCUAUGAGCCUUGUGUAA